This is a messenger RNA of Oryza brachyantha (malo sina), 1402 nucleotides long. Its product is annotated as polygalacturonase-like. Gene Ontology annotation, molecular function: polygalacturonase activity. Gene Ontology annotation, biological process: pectin catabolic process; anther dehiscence; fruit dehiscence. The transcript has 5 exons. Lineage: Eukaryota; Viridiplantae; Streptophyta; Magnoliopsida; Poales; Poaceae. The record is from RefSeq and is a predicted model, not a curated record.
AUGGCCUCCACCGUUCUCAUUUUCUCUGCAUCUCUCAUUGCAUUGUUCUUGUUCUCCUUGACUGGUGUUAAUGCAAACGCUGGCAGUAAUGUGUUCAGCAUGCAGAGCUACGGGGCUCGUGGAGAUGGACUCCACGAUGACACCAAGGCUUUGCGAGAUGCCUGGGCUGCAGCUUGCUCCUCUGCAAAACCUGCAGUUUUGCUCAUCCCCAAGGGCAAGAAAUACCUCAACAGGCACACAAUAUUGUCUGGUCCAUGCAAAUCCAACAUCGUACUGAUGAGUAAUUUGAUGGCUUCUCCGAAGAGGUCAGACUGGAGCAAGGAGACUAUAAGACAUUGGAUCUUGAUCAGUGGUGUCACUUCCCUAACUAUCACCGGCGGUGGGACCAUUGAUGGAAAUGGCAAGAUUUGGUGGCAAAAUUCAUGCAAAACCAAUUCAAAUCUGCCAUGCACAGAAGCUCCAAUGGCACUGACAUUGCACGCCUGCAAGAACCUGAAAGUGGAGGACCUGAAGGUGGUGAACAGCCAACAAAUCCAAAUUUCUGUGGAGGAUUGCACCGAUGUGAAGAUGUCUCCCGUAUCGAUCACAGCACCGGAAACCAGCCCAAACACGGACGACAUCCACAUCACACGCAGCAGAGAUGUUCAGGUGAUGGACUGCACGAUCAAGACCGGAGACGACUGCAUGUCGAUCCAGGACAGAACCGAGAACCUACAUGUCAAUAACAUGGUGUGUGGGCCCAGGCAUGGCAUCAGCAUCGGGAGCUUGGGCGAUCACAACUCUGAAGCUCAUGUCAGCAAUGUCACCGUCGACAAUGGCAGGCUGUACGGCACGACGAAUGGAGCUCGCAUCAAGACAUGGCAGGGAGGGAAGGGUUCUGCCAAGAACAUCGUGUUCCAGAACAUGGUCAUGGACAAUGUCUGGAACCCCAUCAUCAUCGACCAAAAUUACUGUGACUCUUCUACACCUUGCAAGCAAUAGAAAUCUGCAGUGGAGGUGAGUGACGUGCUAUUUAAAAACAUCAGGGGCACAAGUGCAUCAGAGGAGGCCAUCAUGCUUCAUUGCAGCAGCAGUGUGCCUUGCCAUGGCAUAACCUUGGAAUAUGUCAAGCUCACUGUCAAGGGAGGUAGCAACGAUGUGAGGAGCACCUGUCAGAAUGCAGAAUGGAAGAAAUCUGGGAGUGUUAGUCCACAGCCAUGUAGUUUCAAAAAUUGAUCUGAAUCAGCUAGUAACACCAUUCCAAGUGGAAAAUGCAGAGGAGCAGAUCUUUACAGAAGAAUAUAGGGGGCCCAAGAAUAUAUAUAGAAUAGGAGGGAAAAUAUGUAUCGGAUACUACAUCUUAGGGAGGCCCUGAAAAGAGAGCGUAGAUGCAGAGUAGAGCAACUGGAGCUCUUGUAUUGUG